Nematostella vectensis (starlet sea anemone) is the source of this 2255-nucleotide messenger RNA. RefSeq lists its product as uncharacterized. The record is from RefSeq and is a predicted model, not a curated record. The transcript has a single exon. NCBI's taxonomy places the organism in Eukaryota, Metazoa, Cnidaria, Anthozoa, Actiniaria, Edwardsiidae. Bases 658 to 1596 code for a protein of 312 amino acids.
GUUUUUUUGGAAGAUGGACCUGCUAAGUUUGUGAGUAGCUAAAAGGUGUCUCGCCAUACUAAUGACUGCAUUUUCACAAAUCUGAAACCAUUCGACGAUACGAUUUGAAUACGUUAUCUUGGUGUUAAUCUCGCUAUUUUUGUUAUAGUUUAAAGACCUGUUCGCAACGUACCGCCAAUUCUACAAGAAGACCAACGGCUUGUUAUCAAAGCUGAGGAAACUGUUUUCCUUCUUUGGCUUAAUGAGAAAGCCGAUAUGGAUGCAGCGUUGAAAGAAAAACUGGCGCAUUCAUAGCAGUUCCAAAACUCGUAUUAAUUAUUAUUUUUCGGUGAGGUCUAAACAUGAGGAUGUCUUGGGGAUGUUGUCAUGGAUUCAAGAAGCAUAAGGGCUCCUCGUCUAUGGUAGAAAACCUAAAGCCCACGUUACAAGAGAAAUAAUACUUGUUAUGCAAGUUUGGAUGUCACGCGGAGUGAAACUGCAAAUAUUGGUGAUAGCUAUCUGGCAAUUUUAAGGGAAAUCACUGAUAGUACAAGUCUCUCUGUUAAGAUAACAGGCUGUGGUGGUUACCCAACUAAACGUCUUGAUUUGGGACGAGAAAUAAUUCUUUGUCAUCGUUCAGGAACGGCACAUAAUCAGUCUGGGUUGAAUUUUCGCGAGAUGAUGUCUAUGCACCUGACAAGUUACGCUUUGGAAAAUGAAGGUGAAUUAUUCGGUUCCAAAGUGGACACCAACAAUAAUGCCUUCCUGCCAAGGCUAGCUUUAGAUACGACAAAGACAAUUGAGAAGAAUGAGUUUUCUGUUAAUGAAGACACUAUGAAGGUCGAUGAAAAAUCGGAAAGUUCCGUUCGAACGUCUAAUGGCAAAAAAGUACGUUUUUCUCAACCUUUGGAGUACUGGAAGGAGUUUGACUCUGAAACUGGAUGUUUGUUAGAUAAAGAUGAAAGCGUCAACUCGCAAAAGGGAAAUUCUUUUAAGAGAGAGGAUACUUGUAAAACCGAAACGUGCAAAUUAAAGGAUUCGAGUGUAAAGCGAGGGAAUGCAGAAAUACGCCGUGCCAGAUUCAGGGCAACGACGAUAUCCCAAGUUGUUCAAUCAUUCCGAUCAGACGAAGAAAGGAAUAGCGUUAGAAAAUUCAUAGCGCAUUACAAACGGUGCAGUGUUCGAGUCAGUCAGCAUUUCCAGAGCGCAAAGCAAAUGUGCUACAAGGAUAAUUCCAUUGAAAACGACCAUUUAAAGUUAGAGGACAGAUGCAGUGGUGAUAAUAGGAAUGCUACGUGUAACUUUUGCGGUAAAGACGCUCGUAAAACAUCAAGUACCAAAAGAAGUUUAAGCGAUGACGGCGAUGGACACUGUUGCGAAAUUCUUGGCUAUUUAAAGAGGCCAAGAAAAGCAGGAAAACUUCCUGAUGCUUGUAACGGAAGGAAGAUCUACGAUGAACGUUUGUUGCCGAGUGUUCACCCGAAAACGAGUCAUAAGUUACCGAAUAUUAGCUCAUCAAGAACUCAAUCAAAGUUUAUGACACAGGCUUCAGUAAAUACAUUACAAAAUACUAAUCCGUUACAAAGUACGCCACAGAUGUGCCAACUCUUUGAAUGAUUUAAAAUUUGUUGGGAUUAGAAUAUAAAUAUUUUGUUUUCGUUACUAGCACUUUGUUUAGGAUCGACUAUCUGCAAUUAUAAAUGAUAAUUCUGUCUAUUCCUUUUUACAAUUGAAUAAAAUUCGGCUGCAAGUAAUUAUGAAGUUUGUAAUGUUGCACAAUUAGACUAACCUUGGCUUUCCAUCGAAUUUUUUCCUCUUUUUAUGGAAAGUUACUAAUCCAAAUGUUUCUUUGAUUGUAACAAAAUAAAGCCCAUGGGACUCCUUUUAAUGGUGGGAUCUUUGAAGAAUUAUCGUUGAGAGUUGCCUAGAAUCUCACGAAAGAUACAGGUAGAUUAUUAAAAAAAAAACUAUUUAGAUUGCUCUGAACAAAAGAUAUAAGUAAAUUGUCCUGAAAAAAUAAAUAAGUACAUUGUUCUGAAAAAAUAUGAGAAGAUUGUUCUGGAUAGAUAUAAGGAUGAGGGGGAGGCCAGUAAAAUACGAGAAAUAUAUUGAGGUUUAUUACCGAAAGGAAAGAUCCAUACCUGCUUUUGUAUUGAUAGAAAAGUAAUAAGCCAAUCCCCUCGAUCUAGUGCUAACUUACUAAUCUUCCAUAAGAACCUUCUUAGUGUAGCGUACAGCUUUUAUUAAAAUAAGAGAAUAAAGAAGCUGAAGUUUUA